CGACUGAGACAUUCCACAUCUACAUCUCUUCUCAAAUAAUCGUCUUAUUCUCUUUCCCUUUCCUCUCGCAAUACUCAUUCCAUUCCAAAAAUCUCCCCUAUAUAACGGCCGUCCCAACGUACAGGUGUAGGUUUCUAUCCGUCCUCCACGUCCGUCUUCCUCCUUUUCCGAGGGAAACCCAAUUGCUUUUGGCAGAAGAGCUCGAAUCUAACUUUCCUCGCACACACCAACUCAGGUUCUUAUCCCUCCCACCCUCCAGUCCGAAACUCUCGUCUCCAAACCCACACACACUUUCCAUCCUCCCCACUCCGCAAGGAGAGGUUGUCUGUAAUCGCAAAGGCUUUCACUCAGACGCACACCCCCCCCACCCGCCGCUAUCCACAAUGGCCGAAUCCGUAGUCAACGGGCACAACGAAGUUGUGUCCGCUACCGUCGACGAGAGCAUCAUUGACAUCCCAGCCGAUGCUGCCCCUGCCGCCGUCGAGGAGACAGAGGAAGCCAGCGCCAGCCUGACUCCCGCGCAGCGCCUGCAGCUGGCAGCGGACGCCGAGGAAGCUGCCGCUCCGAAGAACAAGAACCACGGCAAAGCCCCCCAGAAGAAUAGGGAGGCCACUCACAUCGACGUUGCUUCGGAUAGUGCGUUUCCCUCGCUCGGCGGAGGUCCCUCGAAGGCUAGCAUCGCACCCGUCAAGUGGGGUGCCGGUGCGGGCCCUGUCCUGGUUUCGGCUUCGUCUGCACCGGCGGAGUCGAAUUGGUCUCCGGCGGUAAAGAGCGCCGGUGGCCAGCAAACGGUCUUUACACUCCUCAAGGGAGACCGUAGGGCCCCAGCGGAUAUGAGGAGGUCGCAGCAGGACCUGGUCCGUGAUAUUGCGAGGAAGACGGGGACCAAGAUUGAAGUCGCUACGAAUAUCAGUAGAGGAAGCUCGACAUAUGUCAUUUCGGGAAGCUCCGCAGAUGAUAGGGAUAGAGCAAAGAGGGAGCUGAGGAGGGAGCUGACAGCUACGGUGACCCGUUCAGUAUCUGUUCCUGCUGUCACCCGGUCGUUCAUCAUCGGAAAGGGUGGGUCCAAGAUCCAGGAACUUCAGCAGAAGACCUUGACCAACGUCAAGGUUCCCCAGUAUGAUGCCGCUGACAUGGGGGCUGCCGAGCACGAGGACGAGGCUAUGAUCGAUGUCCUCAUUGAGGGUGACAGUGAGGGAUGUGAGAAGGCCGCCGAGCUGAUCACAAAGAUUGUCAAGGAGCGGGUCAUUAAGAUUACGCGAUCAAUCACUGCCUCCGGGAAGCUCUACCCUUUCAUUCAGGGCCAAGAUAAGAGCAACAUCCAGAAAUGGGAGGAACUUGUGGACAAAGUUCUCGUUCCAGACUACUUUCACACCACCACGCCAGCACCAAAACUCAGCGAGCCUUCUGGUCCCAUCCUGGUGAUCGGUGAGAAGUCGGCCGUUGAGCAGGUUGUUGCCCAGAUCAAGGAAAUGAUCAGCUCGCUAGAGGCCGAGGACUACCCCGUCCGUGGUACCGACAUUAACUCCCACGAGCCGCAGCUCCUCAAGAGAAACAACUACCAAAUCAUCAGGGAGGUGUUCGCCGAGACUGGCUGUUCUGUUAUUCUUCCCCCUCCAAAUGUCUUUAAGGCCUUCAUCGUCGGUCCUUCAUCAAAAGUGGCCGAUGGUUUGAGCGCCAUUUUACGGAAAUUGGAGGGAUACAACACAGCCACCCUCGAUCUGUGCACUCCUUUCAAGAAUGCACCGAAUGGAGCUAAGGUACAUGCCAUCGAUGUCGUGCGGCAUAUCCAGAAAACAUCUCGGGACAAGGUAAUUGAGAAAGAUUGCGAUGUUGACAUCACCUACCCUCAAGAAACUCUCUACGACUUGACCAAGCCCUGCCUCAUCACGAUCAUUGGCAAGACUAAGGAAAAUGUCAAUACAGCCAAAAAGGCUGUCAUGGAGCUCUUUGGCGCAUACACACCUAAGCGGAUAUCUGAGAUGGAGGUUGAGCCGCUCUACUUCAAGCACAUCCUUGGAAAGGACGGAAAGGGGCCUAAAAAGAUUUCUGCGGCAACCUCUGUUGAAAUCCUUUUCCCACAGGACCCGGAGGAUGACAGGAUUGCCUUGGUCUACGAAGGUCCAUCUACUGAUGAGGCUGUGAUCUCCGAAGCGUUGGAGAAAGCGAAGGAAGGGAUCCGUGAGAUUACUAAGGGUCAGGUCGAGAUCGUUAAAAAGGUUCUGGAAGUCCCCCAAGAGCUCCACGACAAGUUGCGCGGUGAGCGGAACACAAUCAUCAAUGCCCUCAACCCUACCUCGAUCUUUGUCCAGUUCGGUGCUCCUACGGCACGCUUUGGAAGGCCUGCUCCUGCGGCCGAUUCGGGUGUUGAAAACACCAUCACCCUGCGUGGACCUCCUGGAAAUGUCGCCACUAUGGCUGCGAACAUCAAUGCGUUCUUGAAAGACACCGAGGGCCAGGAUGCUCCUGCAGUUAUCACGGAGCAAUUCGAGUACCCUAGACAGUACUCGGGUAACUUGAUCGGUUCCAAGGGAUCUAACAUCAAUAAGCUUAGAGACGACCUAGGUGUUGAAAUCCGGCUGGACGAGGGCAACGGUAAAAUUACUGGUGUCCGGGUCUGCGUCGAUGCUGCACGCAAGAAGCUGAACGCACAGCUCAAGGAGCUCGAGGACAAGGCUGUCAUCACCAUCAAGGUUCCCCAGCAGUACCACGGUGUCAUCGUUGGCUCUGAGGGCUCUACCGUUCGGAGACUGGAGGAGCGUUACAACGUGCGCAUCAACUUCCCCAAGAAGUCGGAGGAGGACGGUCCUCGCCAGGCUCCCGAUGAGAUUAUUAUCCGUGGAAACAAAAAGGGCGCCCAGGAGGCUAGCCAGGAGAUCACCGAGCUCUGGAAGUACGAGGCCGACAACAACCACACUGCCACCAUCACCGUGCUCGCCAAAUCGGUUGGCUACAUGUUCAAGAACGCCAGCAAGGACAUUAAGCGCCUUCGUGAAGAGACUUCGGCCAGGAUCAUCAUUCCUCAGGAGGACAAGAACUCGGAUCCCGAGAGCACAGUCGAGAUCAGAAUUCGCGGUACCAAAAAGGAUGUUGAUCAUGCGAAGACCGUGCUCUCUAAGAUUGCGCAGAAUGCGGAGAACACCACCGCAAGAACGAUUAGUGUUGACAAGAAAUACCACAAGUCUCUGAUUGGACCUGGAGGUUCGACUUUGAGGGAUAUCGUCGUUAACGCCGGUGGCCCCGAUGACCGCGCUGCUCUGGCUCGCUUGGUCCGCUUCCCUAACCAGGCAUCCGAGUCGAACGACAUCGUCGUGCAAGGCUCUACCGACAUCGUCGACAAGAUCGUCGAGGCCAUCGAAAAUAUCGUUGCCGAGAAGGAGAACCAGGUGACCGAAGUCAUACAGGUCGCUCCCGAGAGGCACAGGAAGCUCAUCGGCCGUGAGGGUAUCAUCCGCCGUGAGCUCGAGGCCAAGUUCGCAGUCACCCUCGGUAUUCCCCGCCAGCGCCCAGGACAGCCCCAAACGAAUCCUGAUAUCAGCAUUACUGGUGAGCCUUCGGCCGUCGAGGAUGCGAAGGCCCACAUCCUCGAAUUGACCGAGGAGCCCGAGGGUGAGACUUUGGAGGUCCCCCGCCGUCUUCAUCAUGCCAUCGCCGACGGUGGCCUCUUCAAGCAGCUCCAGCGGGAGUUCAAGGUGACCGUUGACCACAACGGCCUCCCUCGACCCACGAAGCCCGAAGCCCCCAAGCCCAAGACCGCCCAGGACAUGCCCCUCAUCACCGACGAAGCCGACGAGGACCGCGUCUUCUGGGAGAUCGUCGAGAACUCCGCCUCCACCGGCGAGGAGGAGACUUAUCCAUGGGUCCUUCGUGGGAGUAACCCGGCGAAUGUCGCCAAGGCUAAGGCCGAGAUCGAGAAGGCUGUCGCCGCCGCCGCGAAACAAUCACACACUGGCUUCUUGAUCCUCCCCGACCCACGGAAAUACCGUUUUGUCAUCGGCCCUGGCGGUUCUACCGUCGACCGUAUCCGCCGCGAGACCGGAUGCCGCAUCACCGUGCCACACAACAAUCGGAAUGGCGGUAGCGGCGACGGGGCAAUCACCCUCAAUGGUGACAAGGCCGGUCUCGAGAAGGCUAAGGAUGCCAUCCUCGAGGCUGUCAAGAUGGGCGACUCCAACGGCAAUAACGGUGGACGACGAGGUGGCGACUAUGAGUGAUCUAAGUCCUAACUGCGGGGGCCUCCCCCUCCAAUCUUGCCAUUUCUUUUUUUGUUUUUGGCGGUUUUUGAUGCUAUUAAAUUUACGAUGGUUCUUUUUUUUUCUUUUUCUUUUCCUAUUGUCUCUCAAAAAGCGGAUGGUAUAGAUGGGCUGGGGAUCGGCUGGGGAGGCUUCUUUGUAUGUAUUUUGAGGGAUAUAUUGUUUCUCUCUUUUUUUCCAAUGUGGAUGUGUGUGCUUGCUUGGAGGUUUAAUCGUAAUUACUUCUUUACGCAACUAAUGAGCCGAAUGGAUUUGUACGUAUCAUGUAUUGAUGAACGGAGUGGU
Messenger RNA from Tricharina praecox, 4538 nucleotides. RefSeq lists its product as uncharacterized. The record is from RefSeq and is a predicted model, not a curated record. Gene Ontology annotation, cellular component: nucleus; cytoplasm. The transcript is spliced from 4 exons. Gene Ontology annotation, biological process: regulation of gene expression. The coding region runs from base 384 to 4214 and encodes 1276 amino acids. Lineage: Eukaryota; Fungi; Ascomycota; Pezizomycetes; Pezizales; Pyronemataceae. Gene Ontology annotation, molecular function: mRNA binding.